AUAUAUAUGCAUUUCAAUAUUUAUUGUCAUAAAAAAUAUGUAUCAUUGAAGAAUCAUGGAUCAGUUUCGUGGUUUGUUUGUGAAACUAGACAAGAAUAACGACGGGUCUAUAUCAGUGGAAGAACUUCACAAUGAGAUGAAAAAAACUGGAAUUCUGGCUGCAGAUCAGAAGGCUCAGGUAUUUAUUUAUUGCAAUAUUUUAUAAUUAAUAUAAAUUAAAUGUGAGGCCUAUUGUAAUUUACCAGCCGCAUAACUGGAGAGUCAACAUGUACGUCUAAUGUCUAUUGAUAUUGUGCAGCCAAAAUGAUAUAGUGCCUUUUUUAACUUUUCCAGAUUAUCGUUAAUAACUAUGACCGAAACAAGGAUGGACGUUUAGAUUAUGACGAGUUCCUAAGCUAUAUGAGGGACAGAGAGAAGAAGUGGAGAAUUCACUUUAAUGCCCUUGACAAGAAUGAAUGCGGUAAGUCGAGUGGUGGGGUGGUCCAAUCUUCGGUAGCAUAAAAAGCAGGUAGGCUAAUCUUAGGGCCCACCCCGGGACAGGGGUAUUCCAAGGUCAUAGAGGACAUUCUGAGCACGCUUUUGUCUUUGUUUUGCACAGUAGCCCUUAGGCCUGCCUGCCUGCCUGCCUGCCUGCCUGCCUGUCUGUCUGUCUGUCUGUCUGUCUGUCUCUCAACCUCACCUGGGUCUCUCCUUACUGAAUUUUCAGGUUUGGCAUGUUAAUAAUUGACAAGGAGUUGGCGUGUUAAUAAUUGACAAGGAGUUGGCAUGUUAAUAAUUGACAAGGGGUUGGCAUGUUAAUAAUUGACAAGGAGUUGGCAUGUUAAUAAUUGACACGGAGUUGGCAUGUUAAUAAUUGACAAGGAGUUGGCAUGUUAAUAAUUGACAAGGAGUUGACAUGUUAAUAAUUGACAAGGAGUUGGCGUGUUAAUAAUUGACAAGGAGUUGGCAUGUUAAUAAUUGACAAGGAGUUGGCAUGUUAAUAAUUGACACGGGGUUGGCAUGUUAAUAAUUGACAAGGGGUUGGCAUGUUAAUAAUUGACAAGGGGUUGGCAUGUUAAUAAUUGACACGGGGUUGGCAUGUUAAUAAUCGACACAGGGUUGGCAUGUUAAUAAUUGACAAGGGGUUGGCAUGUUAAUAAUUGACAAGGGGUUGGCAUGUUAAUAAUUGACAAGGGGUUGGCGUGUUAAUAACUGACAAGGGGUUGGCAUGUUAAUAAUUGACAAGGGGUUGGCAUGUUAAUAAUUGACAAGGGGUUGGCAUGUUAAUAAUUGACAAGGGGUUGGCAUGUUAAUAAUUGACACGGGGUUGGCAUGUUAAUAAUUGACAAGGGGUUGGCAUGUUAAUAAUUGACAAGGGGUUGGCAUGUUAAUAAUUGACAAGGAGUUGGCAUGUUAAUAAUUGACAAGGGGUUGGCAUGUUAAUAAUUGACAAGGGGUUGGCAUGUUAAUAAUUGACAAGGAGUUGGCAUGUUAAUAAUUGACAAGGAGUUGACAUGUUAAUAAUUGACAAGGGGUUGGCGUGUUAAUAAUUGACAAGGGGUUGGCGUGUUAAUAAUUGACAAGGGGUUGGCAUGUUAAUAAUUGACAAGGGGUUGGCAUGUUAAUAAUUGACAAGGGGUUGGCAUGUUAAUAAUUGACAAGGGGUUGGCAUGUUAAUAAUUGACAAGGAGUUGGCAUGUUAAUAAUUGACAAGGGGUUGGCAUGUUAAUAAUUGACAAGGGGUUGGCAUGUUAAUAAUUGACAAGGGGUUGGCAUGUUAAUAAUUGACACGGGGUUGGCAUGUUAAUAAUUGACACGGGGUUGGCAUGUUAAUAAUUGACACGGAGUUGCCAUGACAGCACAAACAGACUGGCAUUCUGGCUACUCUUAACUAACUCUUUCUCUGUCUAUAGACGAUAUUAGAAACUCCUAAACAUCUCAGAGUAGGAGGGCUGAUCCAGGAUCAGGUCCUCCCUGACUGUCCAUAAUAAUCGGAUUCCUUACACUCUUAGAAAUAGGGUUCAUUCUAUAUUAUAAACUGGGUGGUUCGAGCCCUGAAUGCUGAUUGGCUGACAGCUGUGGUAUAUCAGACCGUAUACCACGGGUAUGACAAAACAUUUAUUUUUACUGCUCUAAUUACGUUGGUAAACAGUUUAUAAUAACAAUAAGGCACCUACGUUUUUUUUUGCAUAUAUUGCCAAUAUACCAUGGCUAAGGGCUGUGUCCAGGCACUCUCUGUUGCGUCGUGCGUAAGAACAGCCCUUAGCCGUGGUAUAUUGGCCAUAUACCACACCCCCUCGGGCCUUAUUGCUUAAUAGAACCACUUCCUCUAAGAGUGUAUGAUCUAAAAGGUCAAACCGAUCAUAGAUCAGCACUUCUACACUGAGACGCUUGAUAAAAUAUUCAUAUUUGACAUGAUCCAUGCUGUGUUUCUACCCAUGUCGUCUUCUCUGACUAGGGGGUCAUGUUGUCUUCUCUGACUAGGGGUCAUUGGCCAGGAGGAAAUCAUAGAUCUGUUUAAGGAGUUGGGAGUGAACAUAUCAAAGCCGAAUGCAAAAAGAAUAAUACAAAUGUAAGAGUGCCUUUUGCCCCCUACCUAUCCACCUCACUGGUCACUCUGUUGGUUAUUACAUUACCUUUUGCCCCCUACCUAUCCACCUCACUGGUCCCUGUUGGUUAUUACAUUACCUUUUGCCCCCUACCUAUCCACCUCACUGGUCGCUCUGUUGGUUAUUACAUUACCUUUUGCCCCCUACCUAUCCACCUCACUGGUCGCUCUGUUGGUUAUUACAUUACCUUUUGCCCCCUACCUAUCCACCUCACUGGUCGCUCUGUUGGUUAUUACAUUACCUUUUGCCCCCUACCUAUCCACCUCACUGGUCGCUCUGUUGGUUAUUACAUUACCUUUUACCCCCUACCUAUCCACCUCACUGGUCCCUGUUGGUUAUUACAUUACCUUUUACCCCCUACCUAUCCACCUCACUGGUCGCUCUGUUGGUUAUACAUUACCUUUUCCCCCUACCUAUCCACCUCACUGGUCGCUCUGUGUUAUUACAUUACUUUUCCCCUACCUAUCCACUCAGGUCCCUGUUGGUUAUUACAUUACCUUUUGCCCCCUACCUAUCCACCUCACUGGUCGCCUGUUGGUUAUUACAUUACCUUUUUGCCCCCUACCUAUCCACCUCACUGGUCGCUCUGUUGGUUAUUACAUUACCUUUUGCCCCCUACCUAUCCACCUCACUGGUCGCUCUGUUGGUUAUUACAUUACCUUUUGCCCCCUACCUAUCCACCUCACUGGUCGCUCUGUUGGUUAUUACAUUACCUUUUGCCCCCUACCUAUCCACCUCACUGGUCGCUCUGUUGGUUAUUACAUUACCUUUUACCCCCUACCUAUCCACCUCACUGGUCGCUUGUGGUUAUUACAUUACCUUUUACCCCCUACCUAUCCACCUCACUGGUCGCUCUGUUGGUUAUUACAUUACCUUUUGCCCCCUACCUAUCCACCUCACUGGUCGCUCUGUGGUUAUUACAUUACCUUUUGCCCCCUACCUAUCCACCUCACUGGUCGCUCUGUUGGUUAUUACAUUACCUUUUGCCCCCUACCUAUCCACCUCACUGGUCGCUCUGUUGGUUAUUACAUUACCUUUUGCCCCCUACCUAUCCACCUCACUGGUCGCUCUGUUGGUUAUUACAUUACCUUUUGCCCCCUACCUAUCCACCUCACUGGUCGCUCUGUUGGUUAUUACAUUACCUUUUGCCCCCUACCUAUCCACCUCACUGGUCGCUCUGUUGGUUAUUACAUUACCUUUUGCCCCCUACCUAUCCACCUCACUGGUCGCUCUGUUGGUUAUUACAUUACCUUUUGCCCCCCUACCUAUCCACCUCACUGGUCGCUCUGUUGGUUAUUACAUUACCUUUUACCCCCCUACCUAUCCACCUCACUGGUCGCUCUGUUGGUUAUUACAUUACCUUUUGCCCCCUACUAUCCACCUCACUGGUCGCUCUGUUGGUUAUUACAUUACCUUUUAGCCCCCUACCUAUCCACCUCACUGGUCGCUCUGUUGGUUAUUACAUUACCUUUUGCCCCCCUACCUAUCCACCUCACUGGUCGCUCUGUUGGUUAUUACAUUACCUUUUGCCCCCUACCUAUCCACCUCACUGGUCGCCUCUGUUGGUUAUUACAUUACCUUUUGCCCCCUACCUAUCCACCUCACUGGUCGCUCUGUUGGUUAUUACAUUACCUUUUGCCCCCUACCUAUCCACCUCACUGGUCGCUCUGUUGGUUAUUACAUUACCUUUUACCCCCUACCUAUCCACCUCACUGGUCGCUCUGAUGGUUAUUACAUUACCUUUUGCCCCCUACCUAUCCACCUCACUGGUCGCUCUGUUGGUUAUUACAUUACCUUUUGCCCCCUACCUAUCCACCUCACUGGUCGCUCUGUUGGUUAUUACAUUACCUUUUGCCCCCUACCUAUCCACCUCACUGGUCGCUCUGUGGUUAUUACAUUACCUUUGCCCCCUACCUAUCCACCUCACUGGGUCGCUCUGUUGGUUAUUACAUUACCUUUUGCCCCCUACCUAUCCACCUCACUGGUCGCUCUGUUGGUUAUUACAUUACCUUUGCCCCCUACCUAUCCACCUCACUGGUCGCUCUGUUGGUUAUUACAUACCUUUUGCCCCCUACCUAUCCACCUCACUGGUCGCUCUGUUGGUUAUUACAUUACCUUUUGCCCCCUCCUAUCCACCUCACUGGUCGCUCUGUUGGUUAUUACAUUACCUUUUGCCCCCUACCUAUCCACCUCACUGGUCGCUCUGUUGGUUAUUACAUUACCUUUUUACCCCCUACCUAUCCACCUCACUGGUCGCUCUGUUGGUUAUUACAUUACCUUUUGCCCCCCUACCUAUCCACCUCACUGGUCGCCUGUUGGUUAUUACAUACCUUUUGCCCCCUACCUAUCCACCUCACUGGUCGCUCUGUUGGUUAUUACAUUACCUUUUGCCCCCUACCUAUCCACCUCACUGGUCGCUCUGUUGGUUAUUACAUUACCUUUUGCCCCCUACCUAUCCACCUCACUGGUCGCUCUGUUGGUUAUUACAUUACCUUUUGCCCCCUACCUAUCCACCUCACUGGUCGCUCUGUUGGUUAUUACAUUACCUUUUGCCCCUACCUAUCCACCUCACUGGUCGCUCUGUUGGUUAUUACAUUACCUUUUGCCCCCUACCUAUCCACCUCACUGGUCGCUCUGUUGGUUAUUACAUUACCUUUUGCCCCCUACCUAUCCACCUCACUGGUCGCUCUGUUGGUUAUUACAUUACCUUUUGCCCCCUACCUAUCCACCUCACUGGUCGCUCUGUUGGUUAUUACAUUACCUUUUGCCCCCUAUCUAUCCACCUCACUGGUCGCUCUGUGGUUAUUACAUUACCUUUUGACCCCCCUAUCUAUCCACCUCACUGGUCGCUCUGUUGGUUAUUACAUUACCUUUUGCCCCCUACCUAUCCACCUCACUGGUCGCUCUGUUGGUUAUUACAUUACCUUUUGCCCCCUACCUAUCCACCUCACUGGUCACUCUGUUGGUUAUUACAUUACCUUUUGCCCCCUACCUAUCCACCUCACUGGUCGCUCUGUUGGUUAUUACAUUACCUUUUGCCCCCUACCUAUCCACCUCACUGGUCGCUCUGUUGGUUAUUACAUUACCUUUUGCCCCCUACCUAUCCACCUCACUGGUCCCUGUUGGUUAUUACAUUACCUUUUGCCCCCUACCUAUCCACCUCACUGGUCGCUCUGUUGGUUAUUACAUUGCAACAACGUGGUGAUAAUAUUGAUAAUUAUGUAAUAACAAAUUAAUUGCAUGUAUUGACAGACUUAACGUCUACUUUAACACUAUUCACACAAACACUCCAAUGCAAUUAUUAUAUUUGGGCACAAUUUGAUCAAAUCUACAACACAGGACAGACCUGUAGAAUAUGGCCGCUUAGAGGAUCCGUUACUUUGUCAAUGUGUUUAUUAAUUGAUUGAAUAGCAUCACACAGACCCAUUAUCGUCAUUGUUGAUGUUGUUGAUGUCUCUGUUGUCGUUGACAGGAUGGAUGAGGACAGCUCUAUGACCGUGGACUGGGGAGAGUUCCUACAGCACGUCAUCCUCAACCCUGCAGAGAACCUGGGAGAACUGGUCACUUCAUGGAAACACACUCUGGUGAGACGCUGAAGACAUGGGUCUCGUUUCCCUGAGCCUUCAUAGGGCUAAUGCCUAGCCUUUUAGCUCAGAGGCCUAACACAGUCUUGUAGUGAACAGGAGACCAUCCUGUCACACUUGCAGUCCUUGUUUUGAUGGAAAGCCUAGCUUCCUAGAGCCCCAUAGCAUGAAGAUCAUCAUUAGAUGGCGCUUGAAGUGCUCGAGACCAGAGGAAUUGUGUUAGCUCCCUGAGCUAAUGCCUUACGCAGUAUUGCGGUGCGCAGACGACCCGGGUUCAAACCCAGUUAGUCACACUGUAGUCCAGGGAUCAUCAACUUGAUUCAGCCGCAGGAACAUAAUUACAAAUAAUUUGUAGACGGCAAAUUGACCGCAAGAAGCACAAACAGAUAUAAUAUUUGACUAAAACAUAAUCGUUUUAAACCUUGCUUACAUUUGUAUACGAUCACGUGUCUCUCUAUUAUGCGUGGGAAUACUUGGGAACAGAUUUCAUAAAUGUAAAUCACUUGGAGCUGAUUUCCUGCUGUUUCUACAGUCUUUUAUGUCCUACAAUGAAAAUUCAAACCCUGCUGUAGUCCUUGUGUGAUGUAGUCUGCUGUGUGUGUGUGUGUGUGUGUGUGUGUGUGUGUGUGUGUGUGUGUGUGUGUGUGUGUGUGUGUGUGUGUGUGUGUGUGUAUGUGUGUUGGCACACUCCACCCCAGUGUAGCGGAUCAUACAUAGUAUGCUGGGUCUGAAGCCCCUGUUGAAGGAGUCUGUCUGUCGGGUCUGUGUUUGAUGUAGUCAGCCUGUCAGCUUCUCCAGGUGUUUGAUGUGGUCUGCCUGUCCGCCUCUCCAGGUGUUUGAUGUAGUCAGCCUGUCAGCUUCUCCAGGUGUUUGAUGUAGUCAGCCUGUCAGCUUCUCCAGGUGUUUGAUGUAGUCAGCCUGUCAGCUUCUCCAGGUGUUUGAUGUAGUCAGCCUGUCAGCUUCUCCAGGUGUUUGAUGUAGUCUGCCUGUCAGCUUCUCCAGGUGUUUGAUGUAGUCUGCCUGUCCGCCUCUCCAGGUGUUUGAUGUAGUCAGCCUGUCAGCUUCUCCAGGUGUUUGAUGUAGUCAGCCUGUCAGCUUCUCCAGGUGUUUGAUGUGGUCUGCCUGUCCGCCUCUCCAGGUGUUUGAUGUAGUCAGCCUGUCAGCUUCUCCAGGUGUUUGAUGUAGUCUGCCUGUCAGCUUCUCCAGGUGUUUGAUGUAGUCUGCCUGUCAGCUUCUCCAGGUGUUUGAUGUAGUCUGAUUGUCAGCUUCUCCAGGUGUUUGAUGUAGUCAGCCUGUCGGGUCGGUGUUUGAUGUAGUCUGCCUGUCCGCUUCUCCAGGUGUUUGAUGAUCAGCUGUCAGCUCCAGUGUUAUGUAUCCUGUCAGCUUCUCCAGGUGUUUGAUGUAGUCAGCCUGUCAGCUUCUCCAGGUGUUUGAUGUAGUCAGCCUGUCGAGCUCUCCAGGUGUUUGAUGUGAUCAGCCUGCCAGCUUCCAGUGUAUUGAUGUAUCGCCUGUCCGCUUCUCCAGGGUGUUGGAGUAGUCUGUCUGUCGCUUGCUCCAGGUGUUGUGAGGUAGUCCAGCACUGCGCUUCUCCAGUUGAUGUAGCAGCCUGUCAUUCUCCAGGUUGAUGUAGUCAGCCUGUCCGGAUCCCGGUGUUAUGUAGUCCUAGAUCACUUCUCAGUGUUGAUGUAAGUCUAUUGUCACUCUCCAGGUUUGAUUAGUCUCUGUCCGCUUCUCCAGGUGUUUGAUGUGGUCUGCCUGUCGGCCUCUCCAGGUGUUUGACGUGGGUGAGAGCCGGACCAUGCCCAUGGAGCUGCCCCAGGACGUGUCAGCAGGCUCGGGGCUGUGGAGGAGUUUCGUCCUGGCUGCAGGGCUGGCCGACGCCGUGUCCAGAACACUGACUGCUCCCAUCGACCGCCUCAAGACACAGCUACAGGAACACUAUAAUAACCUAAACACUUCUUUGAUACAGCUUGAUAACACCCAGUAACACUUUGCAUUGCCAAACUUUGUAGUCUCAUAUUCACAUGGUUCAGAAAUUAACCCUAACUCGAACCCUACAGCAAUGAACAGUAGAGACCUACAGGUAGCUGCCAAAAUAAUGGAAACACU
Coregonus sp. 'balchen' is the source of this 8281-nucleotide messenger RNA. NCBI's taxonomy places the organism in Eukaryota, Metazoa, Chordata, Actinopteri, Salmoniformes, Salmonidae. The record is from the annotation of a GenBank genome assembly.